GGGAAUGGAACAGAGAAACCACAAAGAGGAUGUGGGCACUUCUCCAAUCCACUGACUCCUGCUCUGUGUCUCUGCAACGCGCUGUUCUCCAUGGGAAUGUGACAAUAGAGGGAAUGAAAGCUCUCAUUCUGCAUGUAUGGUCACAUCACCGCCAAUAGACUCAGACCGGUGUUCAUAAGAAGCAGACCAACCUCGGCACUGUUAGAGCCGGGGAGGGAAGCACAUGAAGAGGGAUGUAAACGUGAAGAGGAAAAGGGAAGGCACAUGAAGAAGAAGUCACUUCCCCGCUGUAGAGGCUGAAUGUUUCCUCUCAGCGGCAGCACAGCAGCAGGGACUUUCCUCUGGAGAAGAGUAGAUGUGGUGAAUGAGGAGGCGUCACAGUGACUGAAGGAGGAGCCUGGAGAACAGAGAGUCAGACAGAGGGAGGAGCACAAACAGGCUUGGCAGCUGUGUGUUGUUUUUUUUUUUCUUCAGCAGUGAAACAGCAGCGGGAAGGGAGUGACUGCCGGCUGCACAGACACUCAGCUUUCUGUUGUCGUCUUUCUCCUGAGUUCAUUUUUCUGGCACAGAGCGUCCUCACUCACACCAUGGAUAACUUCCAGACCAUCCUGCGUUUCUUCAUGAACCAGAAAGCCACCAUUGGCUACAGCUUCAUGGCUCUGCUGACUAUAGGCGGGGAGCGAAUCUUCACCAUGGUCUCCUUUCAGUGUCCCUGCAACCACGACCAGAACUUCCCCUACGGGCUGACCUUCCUGCUGGGCCCGGCUGCGGUGCUGUUGGUCAUGGGUCUGUUCCUCAGCACCAGGAUGUGGAGGCUCUACACAGGCUGCUGCCUCGACCCCAUGAAGCUCUGCCCCCGUGGGAACUGCUUCGGCUGCCUCAGGGUGUUCAUGAACAUCUUCUCUGGGGCCUGCGUGGCCCCUAUAAUGUGGCUCUCUGUGGCCCUGCUCAACGGGACCUUCUAUGAGUGUGCCGUCAGCGGCCUGGAUGAAAAUGUGGUGGUGGAUCUGUUCUGUAAAAACAAGACCUUGAAGUGUCGGGAGGAGCUGGCCCGGGUUCCCUGCGACCGAUCCAAGCUGUCCAGCGAGGAGCGCAUGGAGCUGCUGCUGAUGCUCAGGGCCCAGUCACAGAUCCUGGGCUGGUGCAUCAUCAUCCUCUCUGCCAUCGUGGGCCUCCUGGGAACCUGCUACCACAACUGCCGCUCCAAAGUCAGCUACCUGCAGCUCACCUUCUGGAAACGCUACAUGGACAAGGAGAAGGAGAGCUUCGACACCUUCGCUGUGGACUACGCCACCAAGCUGGCCGAGAGGAACCUGAAGAGCUUCUUCGAGAACAAGGACCCCGCCCCGUUUCCUUUCCCCAACCACAAGGCAUGGGAGGAGAUCUCCGCGUACUACACCUUCUCCAGGAGCGAGCAGUACUACAGCACCCUGCAGCGCUACGUGGAGAAGGCGGACAGGGACUUCACACCAGAGAAGAGGCCGGUCCUGGAGCUUGAGGAUGGAAUAGAGAUGAGCUAGUGGAAGAGAGUGUGGUCUGCUCGCCAUUUUGUUGGGAAAUACAGAAACUGGAUUAGUGAGACCGCGCGAUCCUCAUCACUGUUAGUAAGGGCUAAUGUAUGUGCAUGUUUGACUGAGGAGAAGCCCAGGCUGCCUCCUCUCUGACAAAGCUAACCUCACUAUGUUAACUGCAAUGGUACGACCCUUUAAGCACAUGAGACAAUAAAGGACAUAACCACUGUUUUAUACUAAUGCUCUCUACCUCUGUAGCACAGGUGCAUUGUCCGUCUUCUAUUAACGCGGCGUCUGAAUGUUUUACAUACUUUGGAUUUACAAGAAAACAUAUUAACAAAUUUCCAGUAACUUUAAGAAAAUGCAUUCAGGGCCGUGGCUGCGGGUGGAGACACUGAGGUCAUGUUCUCAGUGUUAGUUCUAUUCAAUUCAAAUUUAGUUGUAUACUACGGUGUCCCUGAGAGCUCAGUGUUCUGCGACGGAAGUGUUUCCAGGGGACACAAGCGGCGGGGGAGGGGGGUAGAGUGAGUACGAGCUCUCUCUCUCUCUCUAUAGGAAUUAAGGCAAAAUGAUUACUUAAAAAGAAAAAAAGUGAUGAACCAGGCUGGGACGCAAAUGUUGUUCAAUGCUUUUAAAUCUGAUGAAGAUGUUUUCUGGAGUCUUUUGUGUUUUGUGUGUUUUCUUAAGUUGCAGUGUGUUGAGCUCUCAGGGCCACCAUAGUGUCAAAUCAUAACAUACAUAUCUCAAGUUAAAUUACAGAGAAGGUCAAGACCUCACAAGCACCUGGUGACAGUUGAGGGAAAACCUGGAAGAAACCUCUAACAGCACCAGAACCAGACACAGGGUGGGGGUCUGGACCACAGUUGCCGGUCUAGGGCCAGCUGCUGUUUCAUAGGGGCCAGUUAAAUCAGCGCUGCAGUGAAUGGCUCAGACAGGUCAUCCAAAUAAAGACAGUGUCAGUGUCAAUCAAAUACACCACUCUCAUCGAUAUACAUGUAAAAACAGCCUGUGAGUCGUACAGUAUUAUAGUUCAGUCCUCCUCAUGCUGCACAGCUAAACCAGGAUGAACUCUCACAAGCAACCAGCAGAGCUGAGCUCCUGCACAGGUGGAAAACCAGCGAAUGAAAAACUGGGGAACUUAGUCUGAUUCUGAAAAUAUCUAGAAUAGAAUCUGAAAAUAUUUUACUAUUUCAAAUGAUUGAAACCUUAUUUCACUGUAGAGCUGUGAGCAGAGCAUUGAUUCACUCAACCCUUCCUUACCCCUCUCUCUCUCUCUCUCUCUCUCUCUCUCUCUCUCUCUCUUUCUCUUUCUCUUUCUCUCUCUCUCACACACACACACACACAAAAACACAAAAACAGUGACACCAACAAAGCAUACAAGUUUAUUAGAGACUGUCCUCCUGUAAGAAACAGGUCCAUAGGUCGUUAUUAUGACCCGUACGUAUUGUUGCUAGGCAACAUCUAGUGGUCGUAGUAGUUAUGACAGGAGCAGUGACGUAGUAUAAAGAGAGACAAAGUCCACGUCAGGAGGAGGUUGUGGUGGAUGGAUGAAUAUGACACAGGAGAGCGGUGUUCGAUUCCCAUGAGAAACCAGCGGUUUAUAUUGUUUCUUUUAUACAUGAGUGUUCAGCAAAGUUAACCAUGUCAUUAUUAUUGUAACCAUGACGACAGAGAUCGUCUGAUGUUGAGGGUGUACUUACUUUAACCCAAAUCAUGAUCUUUUCCUAAACCUAACCAAGUAGUUUUAGUGCCUAAACCUCUGGGUACAGUCGUGUGUUUAUUACGGUAACCAUGACAAUAAAAGUCCGGUACGCCUGUCACCUUAGGGGCGCAACACUGACAAACAAGCCAAACUCUCCCAAUUAUUUCAUGUAAAUGUCAACUUUCCGGUCUUUGUUGUGAGUCCAGAGUGUGACUGUUCAUUCACAGUUACACGACACACGACAGUCACCACAUCAGGCUGCUGGAUAUCUAUUAGUUAAUAAUGAAAUGAGGCUAACGUCACCUUCCUCUCUCACUGCAGAUGUUGCAGUUCCCUGUUUGACCACACUCAGUGUCAGACCUUUAACAGCAGUUACGAAUUAGAGUGGUGAUGUUUCACACAUCGGUCAGAAAACGAUAGGAAACAGGAAAAACUGCGUUUUUUUGAGGACCACAAAGAGGUCAAGAUUUGAUGCAACAGGUUCAGCCCCCCCAACCCUGACCCCCUGAUGUACCCCACAACUUCAGGAAUGUUCAUUCUACAAUUUAUGAAACCUAAAAUCAAACACAGCAAGCAUAAAAGAAUUAUACACUAAACAAAUAAAAUAUGAAAGAUAUUUUCAUAUUCUGGAUUUGUUUACUCUGCUGUUUUUGGUGCUUUGGGGGAAUUUGACCUGAAGAUCCUGCUACGGCCCUGGUUUCAUUUUUGAUGAAUAAUUCAUCUCUAAGCUGAAAACGUGAAUGAAAUGAAAACAUUAAACUGUACGACUGCA
Seriola aureovittata is the source of this 3985-nucleotide messenger RNA. Its product is annotated as calcium homeostasis modulator protein 5-like. Gene Ontology annotation, molecular function: monoatomic cation channel activity. Bases 588 to 1520 code for a protein of 310 amino acids. The record is from RefSeq and is a predicted model, not a curated record. The transcript has 3 exons. NCBI's taxonomy places the organism in Eukaryota, Metazoa, Chordata, Actinopteri, Carangiformes, Carangidae.